AUGUGGACGGCGUAUCCGUUUGCGGACAACAACAGUGAAAGAGUGCUGCGGGCUACGAAGCUCUCGUUUGUGGACUCGGUAUGGGAAAUACUCGGUGCGUUCUUGCAGCGCGUGCCUCUGGUUCAUAUCCAACAGCCACGCCGACAUCAAGACGGUAUUUCCGCAGACCAGGGCAUUGCGAAAAGUGUCGUCCUCGAUGAUAGAGCGCGGUAUUUGGAAGUUAUGCGCACCGAGCGCAUUACACGGUUCACUGCUGUCCCGAGCGUGUUGGCGAUGUUGCUCUUGCAAACAAGAGAGACUGAUCGGCAGGAAAAGUUGACCGGACUUCGCUAUAUCUUGAGCAGUGGGGAAGCUCUCUCCUUGCGUGUCGUUCAAGAACUUACGACAGCCUUACCAGACGUGACCAUUCUGAAUCUUUACGGCAGCACGGAAAUGAGCGGCGACGUGACGUGCAUGGAGUUGAAUGCGCCA
Phytophthora sojae is the source of this 471-nucleotide messenger RNA. RefSeq lists its product as hypothetical. The transcript has 2 exons. NCBI's taxonomy places the organism in Eukaryota, Oomycota, Peronosporomycetes, Peronosporales, Peronosporaceae. The annotation marks the transcript as partial. Gene Ontology annotation, biological process: amino acid activation for nonribosomal peptide biosynthetic process. The record is from RefSeq and is a predicted model, not a curated record.